CGAUGACCUUGGAAAGCGGCUGCUUUGUAUUGGACGUGGCGCCAAACGGUCAGGUUUUAAAAUUUGGCGAGCGAGCCGGAGCCGGAGCGGAGUAGAGUAGGAGCGGGCGGCGGUGGAAGCCAAUCUGGUAUGAGUUUGCAUUUGGAUGAAAACAGUUAUUUGGACCUUCAAGGCUCCACUAUAAUGGAUGAACAGUGUAUCCCGUCAACACCGAUUGCAAACCCUGGGAAACCAACUCUUCGAGUAACAGAGAAGGAAAAUUUCCCUCCAAAAAGUUCAACAAAACUUUCCAAGGUGUCCUUCCAAACCCCUGCAAGAGACCCUGUUACACGGAAAAUAUUGAGUCCACAUAUCACCAAUGUUGCAUUUCAGAAAAUUGGAAACAAUGAGGAAAUUGCAUUGAACAUACAGGGUCCAGAAAAUCUUAAUGAGGAUAAAUGGCACAAAGAUUCUGGUGGAAGUUCUGAAGUAUUUAAUCUGCAAUCAGAAGAGCAAUUGAAACAAAAGACUAGCCAAUCUUUUGCCAACGAGGAACAAGUUCCAUCUCAUGGAGCAUAUACACUUGAUCUUGACAUGCUUGAUGCAAUAAAUCCAUUUCAAAGUAAUUCAAAAGUUAUGAAUUCGCCAGCUCAGAAACCGAGUGACAACGAGCUUGACUCUCGUGAGCAAAGUCUCAAAAUUACUCCAGUGAAUAGUCAAAUGCUUCUUGAGGAGACUGCAAAAAUGUCUUUAACCCCUCCCUAUAACAUUAAUGCAGAUCAGCGAAUGAACACAUCAGCAGACAUGCCUUUACAAAUGGAGUGUCAAAGCAACUACAUAGAGGAGGAUUCUGAGGUAAUUGUAUCUCAGAAGUUGAACAGCUUUGAGGGAGAUUGUCUUGAGAAGAUUGAUCUUUGCAAAAGUGAGGCAGCAGUGGAAAGUUUAGAACUUCCUGUAGAAAAUUCAUUGAAUCUCAACUGUGACAGCACAAGCUCUGACUCCCUUCUGACGGGAGUGCAAAAACCAGAGACUUCCCCAGUACUUAUUCUAGAUCUUGCAUCUGAAAAUGCCCAGAAAGCUGAUGCUGAUUCUUUGCAACCAGUAAAGUUGGAGUUUGCAUUUGAUGAUGAAGUGAAGAAGAAACCACCACCAAAGAAGUUGGGGAAAAGACCUGGAGGGCAGUUAUGCCCUAAGAGGUCCAAAGAAACUACAGAGAAAUCAGCGCAUAACAAAUCUGAAGAGCAGAUUAAGGAAGUUAUAAAACAGAAUGAAAUUCACCCUGAUGAACACUGCAAAUUGGAAGAACAGAGUAAGGAGGCUGUAAAAUUGAGUGAAACUGAUCCUGUAGUCCCAAAAUUUAACUACAGUGUUGACUGGGACAAACUAGAUGACCCAAAUUUCAAUCCUUUUGGUGGAAUUUCAAAAGUUAGUAAUUCUCCCAGCUCUAAGUUGCCAAAAGCCAACGCUGCAAAGCAAUUAUUGCAAGAUAAAGAAGAGAAUGUUGAGCCAUCUGCGGACAAAGUGGAUAUAUUGCAGAAGCCAGAAAGCACUCCAGGGGCAAAUGGAUCUACUAAAGGAAUUAAAGAGGUUCAGAAGCAACCUGUAAAGAAGAACACUUGUAAGGUUAAGCCGAUGAGGGAGGUCUCAGCAAUUCCUUUAUUUCAGGAGCCUCAAGUUUUUGCUAUUGGAGAUAUUAUUGAGUCCAUGCCAGUAUCUAAUCCUGAAAGGAGGAUUUCAGACAGAGUACAACCAUCGAGGUGUGAAGAAGUGACACAGGACACGAAAAAUCUUGAGUUCACCAUGGCAGGAAGCUCUGAAUUUCUCGAUGGCAUCAUUGAAGGCGAAGCUGAAGAAUUCAGACCAGCUGACCAAAUUCCAACAUUUAAUGAACCAAUUGAAGUUGACUACCUGGAGCAGUUUGGUCACUCACUGUUUCAUGCUUCUGCUUUGAGAAAGCAGUCUCUAUACCUGAAGUUUGAUCCUCUGUUGAGGGAAAGUCCUAUUAAGGUAACUGCUAAGCCCCUGGAAACUAAGCCCAAUGUGGCAGAUCCACCAACUGCAAGUAUUAUUGAUCUUGAAACCAGAUCUCUUGCUCUUCCUAAUGAAGAAACAGUGGAUACAGCUCCCUUAAUUCCUGAUGUGCAACCUAUUCUUAACGAUCCAGUGGCUGAUUUUGCACCUACUGUUUUUGCUGAAGAUACAAUUGUUGAUGUACUCAAAUAUAGCCAAAAAGACAUGGAUGCUGCAAUUCAAGCUGUGAAGCAAGAGGCAGAUGAGGCCAUAUCAGCUGUGAAGCAAGAGCUUGCUCGUCAGGAAGCUAUAACUUUGGAAUGGAAAAAGAAGCAUGAGGAAAAGCUUGUACAAUGUGAAGAAAUGAAGAAAAUUAUUGAUGGAUAUACUGAAUUGGUUUUGCAAAUGAACGAGGCAUCUAGCAAAAAGGUUGAAACGGCCAAGGCAGAAGUAGACAAAGUAACUGAAGAAAAACAGCAACUCUUAAAGGAUCUGAAUUCAGCUGAAAUAUCAUUUUCUGAACUAUUCAAACGAUUUGAAAAACAGAAAGAAGCAAUUAAUGGUUACAUAAAGAAUGAAGAGAUACUAAAGAAAUGUUCUCAAGAUUAUCUUGCAAGGAUUAAGAAGGAAGAACAGAGAUACCAGGCUCUAAAAGCUCAUGCUGAAGAAAAAUUGAAUCAAGCAAAUGAAGUGAUUGCGCAAGUUCGCAAUAAAUAUACAGCAGAAAUUGCUGCAGUCGAGGCUCAUCUGCGGAAGGAGCAAAUGAAAAUUAAUUCCUUGGAAAGGAGUCUGGAAGAUAAGACUAAAGAAAACUUGGAACUGUCAAAGAUCUGCGAUGAACUAAUUUCUAAUAUGAAAAAGAACUGAUUUCCCUGUGUCUUGUAAAUAUAGCUUAGUGACAAGAUAUGAACUUCCUUUUAUAACUAAAUUACUAGAGAAAUAAAGUUUAAUAUUUUA
Mobula hypostoma (lesser devil ray) is the source of this 2946-nucleotide messenger RNA. Its product is annotated as transforming acidic coiled-coil-containing protein 3-like. The coding region runs from base 130 to 2856 and encodes 908 amino acids. The record is from RefSeq and is a predicted model, not a curated record. Gene Ontology annotation, cellular component: cytoplasm. The transcript has 17 exons. Gene Ontology annotation, biological process: cerebral cortex development; cell population proliferation; mitotic spindle organization. NCBI's taxonomy places the organism in Eukaryota, Metazoa, Chordata, Chondrichthyes, Myliobatiformes, Myliobatidae.